CUUCUCGUGACCGAACUCUCGCUCUUGCCUUUCGUUUCGCGGUCCGGCGAAACCUCGGAUAAAUGCAUCCGCUCAGUGUUCACAGGUCCAUGGGCUAUAUAAAGGGUCGAGGAGCGACGGAUUCUUUAUCUCAUCUCUGCCACCAUGUCAAACUCAUCCUCAGCUCAUCUCAUUAAUAUCAAGAAAGAAAUCGCUUCUUCGUAUCCUGACUUUGAAGAACGCGUUACACAGGGAUGGGCCGACAUCCUUGUUGAACUGAAGAAGGCAACACAGACAAUUAGCGCUGGGGGUCCUGAAUACAUUCCCCAAGUCCAGUUCUCUGAACUUGAGAACCUUCCAGCGGAUAAGAUUGAUGAAAUCCGACGCAAGGGGUGCGUUGUGAUCAAGGACGUUGUUGAUGACGCGCAAGCAACUGCUUGGAGGAAGUUGCUCGAAGAUUUUGUAUCUACCAAUCCCGAUGCGGACGGUUUUCCCGACGGAAAUAAACAGUUUUUUGACCUCUAUUGGACGAAAUCUCAAGUGGAGGCGCGCUCUCAUCCCAACAUGCUCGCUGCUUCGGUCUGGUUGAACAAAUUGUACCAUGCCGAGGCGGGGCAGAAGCUGGAUGGCGUAGAUUUAUCCUCGCCACUCAGCUACGCUGAUCGGUUCCGCAUCAGACACCCUGGGAAGGGUUGGACUGCGCAUCCGCCCCACGUCGAUGGUGGUACUCUUGAACGUUGGGAAGAUCCUACCUUUAGGUCUUGUUUCGCUGACAUCCUCAGCGGGCAAUGGCGCAAGCAUGAUCCGUUCCUGCUUGCAGGCCGUGUAAACGCGCAAACCUCUCUAUGCCACAGGCCGGAACAGUCUUCCAUCUUUCGAACCUUUCAAGGCUGGAUUGCCAUGAGUGAAAUUGCGCCCACCGAAGGAACUCUUAAAGUUUUUCCUGACGUAUUGCUGUCUAAUGCCUAUCUGAUCCUCCGUCCCUUCUUUCGCUUGUUGGUUGCACCAGAUUCCCCAGAAAUCUGGAAUCCCAAGAGCUGGGUAUUUGACGUUUCCAGUGCCGAUUUUCCCGGUAUCGUUCCUCGCAAUGGAGGGUGGUACGGGCCUCAGCCAACGCCUGAGCUCCACCCUAACCUUCUCCUUGAGGAGACUAUGACUUCGGUGCCUAAAGUUCGCCCCGGUGACACCGUAUUCUGGCAUUGCGACCUCAUUCAUUCGGUCGAGAAGGAUCAUAUUGGAAACUGUGACUCUGCUGUUAUGUACAUUCCUGCGGUUCCUACGACUCCAUUGAACCAAGCAUACAUCGAGAGGCAAAAGGAACACUUCUUGAAGGCGGUCGCACCGCCUGAUUUCCCUGUCCAGACAAAGGACGAAAAUGCGUUGGUAGGGUUUGGAAAGGCUGACGAUAUCUUGAAUCCUUUGGGACGAAAGGCCAUGGGAUUGCCUGUUUCUGUUGCUUGAUGAGGUUUCGUGUUGUCAUGUACUACCACUUGUUCCAAGAUAUCAGAAGAAUCUGUACUCCCCUUUGGUUAGAAAUAUAACCUUUGUUUUGCGUCCUCCCCACCG
Desarmillaria tabescens is the source of this 1545-nucleotide messenger RNA. RefSeq lists its product as uncharacterized. NCBI's taxonomy places the organism in Eukaryota, Fungi, Basidiomycota, Agaricomycetes, Agaricales, Physalacriaceae. The record is from RefSeq and is a predicted model, not a curated record. The transcript is spliced from 9 exons. The coding region runs from base 145 to 1440 and encodes 431 amino acids.